GAGCAUAAAAGAACAUAAAAGCUCCAAACUUAUUUUAAUUUAUUUCAUAUUGUCAAUAGCUUCAGUUUAAUAUAAACCUUUUAGAGACUCUCUCGUCGUUGUUGUUUCCUCUCAUUGUUGCUCUGUUUCUUGAGGGUUUAUCAAUGGAUGCUGGUACUUUGAACUCGGUGAUCAAUAGGUUGCUUGAAGUUAGAGAGAAACCAGGAAAGACUGUUCAGUUGUCUGAAACAGAGAUUAAACAGCUCUGUUUUGUCUCUAGAGAUAUCUUUAUGAGACAGCCAAAUCUCUUGGAACUCGAAGCUCCUGUCAAAAUCUGCGGGGACAUUCAUGGACAAUAUCCGGAUCUCUUGAGACUAUUCGAAUACGGAGGAUACCCUCCUCGUUCAAACUACUUGUUUCUUGGAGAUUACGUAGACCGCGGCAAGCAAAGCCUGGAAACGAUUUGUCUUUUACUCGCUUACAAGAUCAAAUUCCCUGAAAACUUCUUCCUUCUUAGAGGAAACCAUGAAAGUGCCUCAAUCAAUCGCAUUUACGGCUUUUACGACGAGUGUAAACGCAGAUUCAGUGUCAAGAUUUGGCGAAUCUUCACCGAUUGCUUCAAUUGUCUUCCUGUCGCUGCACUCAUCGAUGACCGGAUUCUCUGUAUGCACGGCGGGCUCUCCCCGGAGCUUCUUAGCUUGAGACAGAUUAGGGAUCUUCGUCGUCCCACGGACAUUCCUGAUCGCGGUUUACUCUGUGAUCUGUUGUGGUCUGAUCCUGACAAGGAUGUCAGAGGUUGGGGGCCUAAUGAUCGCGGAGUCUCUUACACUUUUGGAUCGGAUACAGUUUCGGGGUUUCUGAAAAGACUCGAUCUUGACCUAAUUUGUAGAGCUCACCAGGUUGUUGAAGACGGAUUCGAGUUCUUUGCGAAUAAGCAGCUUGUGACGAUAUUCUCUGCGCCGAAUUACUGUGGGGAGUUCGACAAUGCAGGUGCGAUGAUGAGUGUGGAUGAUGAUUUGACCUGCUCAUUUCAGAUCUUAAAACCUAAUGACAAAAAAUCAAAGUUCAGUUUUGGAAGCAGAGGUGGCGUUAAAACUAGCUUCCCUUAUCCUAAAGUCAAGGAUGAUUUAAACAGGUCUAAGUUUUGGAUCUGCUUUCAAUCCAAUAAAAAAAAAGACAAAAAACUCUAGAUCGGUUUGAACACCUUUUGUUGCUCACUUAAUAUCGAUUCUGAGUUCACAGAGUUCGAAAGGAUACAACUACAACUGAUGACUCCAUAACAGUCCGCAUAAUAACUGUUUGGCAACUAUGCCAACGUUAUUCGAUGAUAAGGGAGCACGAGGAUUUUGAAUUUCGGAAUUUUUUUGAAGAUGCUGUUUUUUUUUUUUCUUUUUUGUUAUACCGUUGUGUGGCUACGUGUGUGUGUGUGUUUUUUUCUCUCUAUUGUUUGUAAAUUUGGAUUGUAUCUUUAAGUGUUGGUUUAUGAAAUCUUUAUAUAAUAAAGUAUGUUUUUCAUAUUUUU
Messenger RNA from Camelina sativa (false flax), 1501 nucleotides. Its product is annotated as serine/threonine-protein phosphatase PP1 isozyme 7. Gene Ontology annotation, molecular function: protein serine/threonine phosphatase activity. The record is from RefSeq and is a predicted model, not a curated record. NCBI's taxonomy places the organism in Eukaryota, Viridiplantae, Streptophyta, Magnoliopsida, Brassicales, Brassicaceae. Gene Ontology annotation, cellular component: cytoplasm; nucleus.